Messenger RNA from Paramormyrops kingsleyae, 1465 nucleotides. The record is from RefSeq and is a predicted model, not a curated record. NCBI's taxonomy places the organism in Eukaryota, Metazoa, Chordata, Actinopteri, Osteoglossiformes, Mormyridae.
GAAAUGUGUGUGUGUGUGUGUGUGUGUUUCCUCACUGUACCCAGGUGCUUCACCUUUGGCAUCGGGGAGGGGGCCAGCAGUGCCCUGGUGAAUGGCAUGGCUGAGGGCGGCUCUGGACACCCACAGUUCAUCACUGGAGCAGAGAGACUGCAGCCAAAGGUUAUGCAGUCUCUUCAGUUUGCCCUGCAGCCUGUUGUAGAGGACAUUUCAGUGAAAUGGAACAUUCCAGCAGAUAUAUCUGUCACCCCCCUGUCUCCUCUUCCCAAUGUGAUCUUCCAGAAUCAGAGGGCAAUACUGUACUUCCAGCUCGCAGGACAGAGUUCCGGUAAUAUUUCAGGUUCCGUGAGUCUCCAUUACACUCUGGAUAAGAAGGCUGUGGAAAACACACUUACCCUUAACAUGAAGCCGAAGGAGGACAGCAGCAUGCUGAUCCACAGACUGGGGGCCCGCAAAGCCAUUUUGACCUUGGAGGGGGAACGUGGAGAGGCGGGCGAUAAGACUGGGAAAGAGAGAGCAGUGGAGCUGAGCAUCCAAUCAGGAGUCAGCUCCUCCUACACGGCUUUCAUUGCCGUCAACACAGAGAAUAAGCAGCCAAUCAAAGGACCCCUACUGCGCAGAAACAUCCAUGCAGCAUACCUACGCACAUGUUUUCUACCCAUAGGAAUUCCCUGCUCAGAAGUACUGCAAUCAGCAGAUGGUUUCUCAGAUGAUGUCAUAUCAUGCGGAAUGGAAUAUCUGUCAGACCCUCCAGAGAGACAGAAAGUUGGGGAUCCUUUGCUGGAAUUGAUCAGCCUACAGAAAGUAGAUGGAUCCUGGGACCUUCAACCAUCGCUGGCCUCCAUCUUUGGAAAAAAGGAAGAAGAAGUGGCCACAGCCUUACCUGGAAAGCCUGAGUUUUUAUCAGUCUGGGCCACAGUGUUGGCAGUUCUGUGGCUACAUGGUCAUAAGAUGGACUUCAAGGAUGAGUGGCAGUUUGUGGCUGCAAAAGCUGUUGCCUGGAUCAGGGCUCAGUCAGGAGCUGAUUUGACCGGGUUUGUGGCAGCUGGGAAUUCCUUCCUUGGCCUCCAGGUGGAGCUGCAGAAGUUUGGCCUGCAAGAGUGACUCAGACCCUGAAUUGCCGUCUUAUUUGCCUAUCGCUACUGCACGCAAAUUAUCCCAGCCAUGAUAAUUACUAUUCUGUAGUAUUUCUUAUUUCUUAAACUGACCAUACUGGCAUGAAAGGAACAUUUUAAUUUUCCAAGCAAAGUAAUGAUUCUGCCUAAAUCACAAUUAUGUAGACGUACAGAUUGGUUCCUAUUAAUGUGGUUUCCAAAUGUUCCCGCUAUGCUCCAUUUUAAAAGUUAUUCUUUUCAAAAUAUUUCAUAAAAUGUAACGUAAUAAUGACUAUAUAAUUUAAUUUGUUACAGCACAUUAUUCUACUUUACUUAUUAAGCUACAAAAAGUUUACACUGCCUACAAAUCAGAA